UCAACACUUGGCUCUGUAUUUUAGCUUAGGCUCUGUAUUUAGCGUAGUGUGUUGAAGUUGGAUCAUGUCCUAAGUUCAUUGUGUUGCUCGUUUUGAUAGGGUUGAGUCGAUGUGAACAGGUUUACACAUCCAGUGCUUGCGAGAAGCAAACACAACUUCAGAUUGUCUUUGAGAGAGAAAGAAGUCUGGAGACAACAGAGCCAAAAUUCAAGUUGUAUGUGAGUUGAAGUCAAGAGUCACGAGUUGAAGUCAAGACAAAAUGCAAGCUGUAUGUUUGUACGUCCGUGUCAUGCCUUUUGUAUGUUUCUGUCACGAGUUUUGUAUGUUGAAGUGAGGAGUUUUGUAUGUAAGUGUCACGAGUGUCUGGUUAACAAGUUGUAUGUGUCACGAGUGUUGGUUGUGUCACUCUUCUCUCUUGCUCUAUAUAAAGCAUUGUAAUGCAUUUCAUUGUUUUCACUCUACUCUCAUCAUCUAAAGUUUUCAUAAAGCAUUGUCACUCUUCUCUCUUCCUCACGAGUGUAGGUUGUCUAAUAAUAAAUUGUUUUCACUCUACUCUCUCUUGCAAAACACAAGUUACAAAGUUUUCUCUUCCACCACAAAGUGUUAUUGUCUUCCCCUUGAUAACAAAGCCAUUCUCUUUCAUUGAUCACAACAAAAUAAAGUUUUUUCUCUUCUCUUUCAAGUUACAAAGUCUUCUCUUUCAUCACAAAAUAAAAUUCUAUGGCUUCAUCUUCUCAUAACACUUUUGAGGGAGUAGAUGAUUUUGAUCAAUAUUAUAAUCAAUAUUGCAAUCAAUAUUUUGAUCAAACGUUCGAGGAUUUGUGCAUAAAUCAUGAUGAUCAAGAAGAUACAAGGAAGAAAAGGAAAAAACGAGUUCACAUUGAAAGAAAUCGUGAAGAAGGCAAUGUGCAUUUAUGAAAUGAUUAUUUCAGCGAAACUCCAACAUAUCCUCAAAAUCUAUUCCGUCGGCGAUUUAGAAUGAACAAACCAUUGUUCAUGCGUAUUGUUGAUCGACUCUCCAAUGAAGUUGAAUUCUUUCGACAAAAGAAAGAUGCUCUCGGAAGGUCUAGUCUUUCUCCACUUCAAAAGUGUACAGCAGCCAUUCGUGUCUUGGUAUAUGGUAGUACGGCUGAUGUUGUUGACGAAUACCUCUGUCUCGGUGAAACUACUACUCGGUCAUGUGUGGAACAUUUUGUGGAAGGAAUAAUUUCUUUAUUCGGCGUUGAGUACCUAAGAAGACCAACACCCGCUGAUCUUCAACGUCUACUUCAAGUUGGUGAGUUCCGUGGAAUUCCCGGGAUGAUAGGAAGCAUAGAUUGUAUGCAUUGGGAGUGGAAGAAUUGUCCCACCGCUUGGAAAGGGCAAUAUACACGGGGUUCAGGAAAACCCACAAUUGUUUUAGAGGCGGUUGCUUCGUAUGAUCUAUGGAUAUGGCAUGCAUUUUUUGGACCUCCAGGUACCUUAAAUGAUAUCAAUGUUCUUGAACGCUCACCUGUUUUUGAUGAUAUAAUAAAAGGUCAAGCUCCAGAAGUCACUUUAUCUGUCAAUGGAAGAGAGUAUCAUUUGGCUUACUAUCUCACAGACGGUAUUUAUCCAAAAUGGGCAACUUUUAUCCAAUCUAUUUCAAUGCCACAAGUGCCGAAAGCGGUUUUAUUUGCUCAACAUCAAGAAGCUAUCCGAGAAGAUGUCGAGCGUGCUUUUGGAGUCUUGCAAGCUCGAUUUGCCAUUGUUAAAAACUCCGCGCUUUUCUGGGAUAAAGCCAAAAUUAAGAAUAUUAUGAGAGCAUGUAUCAUACUCCAUAAUAUGAUCGUUGAAGACGAAUGAGAUGGAUAUACUCUAUCUAAUGUUUCAGAGUUUCAACAAGGAGAAGAGUCCGGAAGUUCACAUGUCGAUCUCGAUUAUUCUACGGAUAUGCUUACAAAUAUCGCCAAUAUGAUGGGUGUUCGAACAAGAAUUCAUGAUCGACAAAUGCAUCAACGACUCAAAGCUGAUUUGGUUGAACAUUUAUGGAGUAAAUUUGGACGUGACGAAGACAACAACUGAGUUCAGAAUGUUUCUUUCAAAUUAUUCUCUUUUUUUUAGUAAUCCUUGUUUUUUUAAAAAAAAUUAAAAUGUAUGUUUAAAAUGUUCUAUUUUAUUAUGUUUUAUUUAAUAAAUAAAUUUUAUUUUAAAAAAAAAUUUAUUAAGAACCCCUAUUUAAGAAACUACCAUUGAAGUCUACAUUUUUGAAAGUUUCUUAUCUAAAGUUCUCAAGUACAAAAAGGUACAAUCAAUUAAUUAAAAAGGCAUUAAGAAACUCAUUUGGGGUAAUAGGGUUAAAGAUGGUCUAACCGUCUCUUCUCAGCCACUCACGCAAUUAGUAAGAGAGAAGAGGAGCACAUGUCCUUAUUUAAUUGGUCAACAUGCAUGCAGAAAAGCAGCCAAUAGUAGCUUGAUCUUCAAGAAAAAAU
This is a messenger RNA of Brassica napus (rape), 2450 nucleotides long. Its product is annotated as putative nuclease HARBI1. The transcript is spliced from 2 exons. The record is from RefSeq and is a predicted model, not a curated record. NCBI's taxonomy places the organism in Eukaryota, Viridiplantae, Streptophyta, Magnoliopsida, Brassicales, Brassicaceae. The coding region runs from base 979 to 1824 and encodes 281 amino acids.